Molecule: messenger RNA, 2606 nt
Organism: Schistosoma curassoni
Lineage: Eukaryota; Metazoa; Platyhelminthes; Trematoda; Strigeidida; Schistosomatidae
Source: the annotation of a GenBank genome assembly
AUGCUGUUCUUAAUCACUCUUAAUAAAUUUCGUUGGAAACAUGUAUACUGGAUGAUUUUCGUUCUUGAAAAUAUAUUGCUUAUUAUUCAACAAAGUAUGAGUCAAAAUUGUAAUCAAAGAAUAUAUGGACUAUUCAAUGGAAGUAUUAUUAGUAAUACUACUAAUAUGACAGGUACAAAUGUUGCACAAUUAUGUUGGUUGUCUAAUGAAAAUUUCACUUACCUACAAUCAUUGAAUGACUGUUUGGACUUUAGUGUAGUAUGGAUAACUGAGCCACCAAAUGAAUGGCAUAUUGAUGAAAUAAUUAGAAUUAGAUUCUUUGUAACUGCUUCUCCAUCAUUUUACGGACAAGCUAUACAGUUCAAUAUAUUUUCACGUAAUCCAUUAUUAAGUUCAAUUGGCGAUGUAUCAUCGUUUUGUUCUGCAACAUCUUGCAAAAUAUUUCAAGUUGAAAGUACAUGUUGUAUAUGGCAUAUGAGUCUGUUUAUGAAUAGAUUAACUUCUCCCAGUGAACAAUUUCCUUUGGAUGUUUGUGAUUUCAAUAAUUUUAAUAAUAAAAGUAUACCAGUUUAUUAUGGUUCAUCACUGAAUUCUGAAUGGAAUCUUUUAGUUCCCAAUGUUACACAACCAGGAAUUUAUUUAUUACUUGUUCGAAUACUGGUUGGAAGAUUUCAAAGUAUUUUGGUAAAAAGAGUAACAAUUACAGGUCCAGUUGAUCCAGAGGACAGGUGGAUUAAAAUGUUUCUAUCCCGUUCAACAAACUGUUCGCUUAAGAUGAUUGACUGCGUUCCAGUAGCAAUGAAACAAGUCUACGUAGAAUUUACUGAGUUAACAAGCGAUAUGCAAAGACAACUAUGGGAAGUUAAGAAAAUGAAACAUAAUAAUUUAGUGAAGCUCGUUGGGGUCACAUUUAUAUCACCUGUCUUAUCAUUGUAUACAGAGUUUUGUGAUAGAGGAAGUUUGUGUUACGUACUUCGACGUGAUUCUAUCCCGCUAAGUUGGAGUUUAAGAAUAGGUUUUUUAACUGGUCUUGCAAAUGGUUUAGCUUAUUUACAUCAUUCUCAAAUUGUACAUGGUCGAUUGAAUUCAUCAAAUUGUGUGGUUAGUGAUAAAUGGACAUGUAAAAUAACUGAUUAUGGAUUAGAUAAUUUAAUUUGGUCAAAUGAUUUUGAAAAACAUAAAACGUUUUUAGAUAAACCAGAAAAUUUACCAUAUAUUCCACCUGAAUAUAGAGAUUAUAAAGAAACAUUAUUCGUGCCAGCAGUAGACAUAUACAGCUUUGGUACAAUCAUGUGGGAAACGGCAAGUCGGAGUGAUCCGUCUCAAGAUGACGAAUUUGUGGCAGAUCCAAUGUAUAAUCACCCGGAAUUGCCGACUAAAAGACGUUUUGAAACUGAUGUUAAAUACGAGGUUGCAACAGUACCGCCUUUUGAAGAAUAUAACAAUUUGAUGGAAUCUUGUUGGAGUGAAAAUACACUUAGACCAAACUUAAAUACAAUUAUAGAAUGGUUGACAAAGAUUAAUCCAAGGAAUAUUGGAGUUGAUGAAGAUACAAUACUUACGAAAGAAUAUGCUAAAUGUCUUGAAUCUAUUAUUGAAGAUAGAACACAAGCGCUUCGUAGUGAACAAAAAAUGGCAGACACUUUACUUAACAGUAUGUUACCAAAACAAGUUGUAGAAAUGCUAAGACAUGGUGAGAAUGUACCGCCUGAAGCAUUUGAACAAUGUACAAUAUACUUUAGUGAUAUUGUCGGUUUUACCACAAUUUCAUCAAGUUCUACACCAUUUGAAGUUGUAGAAUUUCUAAACAAACUGUACACUCAAUUCGAUGAUAUCAUUGAUCGAUACGACGUUUAUAAAGUGGAAACAAUUGGUGAUGCAUAUAUGGUUGCAUCAGGUGUUCCAAGAAGAAAUGGUGAACGUCACGCGAUAGCAAUAGCUGAUAUGUCACUUGAUCUAGUCAGUGUUUCACACAGUUUCGUAAUUCCUCACAAACCUGAUGAACCGUUAAAAAUUCGAGUUGGUUUACAUUCAGGUCCAGUAUGUGCUGGUGUUGUUGGUUUGAAAAUGCCAAGAUACUGUCUUUUUGGUGAUACAGUCAACACAGCAAGUCGAAUGGAAAGUACUGGCGAAGCUUACAAAAUACACUGUUCAGAAACAACACACGCUAUAUUGGAUCGACUUGGUGGUUUCACUUUUGAAAAACGUGGUACAAUAACUGUGAAAGGAAAAGGGGAUAUGCAGACAUGGUGGAUCACAGGACGUACUAGAGCUGAUUUGGCGAAAGAUUGCUGCCCACUGCCAAUGAACUGGAAAAAAAGACUGAAAAAAAAGGAACCUUCAAACCAAACUGAGAAUCCAUAACAAAAAUAACAUUCAUACCAUUCAUGGAUUGACGAAAACUUAAGAAGAUCUUGUAAAGUGUUAUAUAUCAUAUCGAGUCUUCAGAUUAUAUAAGAUUAUAUUAUUUAUGGUGCUUAAAAGAGUAUUCGCCACUGUUCAUGCAUUUUAAUCUUGACAUCUUUAGCAAGCAUUCUCAUUUUGUUUUGAAUAAUGAAUCCUACAAAAGUAACUGACUAUUAAAUUGUUGUCUCGGUGUUUUGAAC